This is a messenger RNA of Oldenlandia corymbosa var. corymbosa, 2038 nucleotides long. Lineage: Eukaryota; Viridiplantae; Streptophyta; Magnoliopsida; Gentianales; Rubiaceae. The record is from the annotation of a GenBank genome assembly.
CUCUUUUUAUUUCCACACCUUCAAAAAACCUUACUACUAGAAGAGAUUGCCAUUAUCAAAGAAAUUUAAAGCGCUUUAUAAGUGUGUUUAAUCGCUUCCCUCUGCGAUUUUUUCUCUCCACUCUCGGGAAAAAGGCCGUUCAAGAAGAGGUAAAAAAAAAACAAAACCAAAAGGUAAAAAGAAAUUUGAAAUCAAAGAGACAAGGAAGAGGACAGAGGUGAUCUGGUUGGAGGAAUUGGAUUAUAUGCGACUUGGUGGCAAAAGGGAAGAGUUUUUACUCUCAUUAAUUUGUCUUCUUCAGCUUCGAUUUCUGCUCUCUUGCUUCCAUCAUCUACUUACCCUCUGAGUGACUCCAGCUUUUCUCCACAAAUUUGUCUUCUCCCAAGGCGAAAACACACCAUCCCAUCUUCUUCCAUGCGUUUAAGACCCAAAAGGACUUGCUCUGGAGUGGAAUGCUUUGGGGGUUUUUUCCAUGUAAAGGACUAAUUUUUGAUAAUGGGAGUGAUUCUUUGGACUGAUAAUCGUUCAAGAAUCUCAGAACUUGGAAAUCUUUUUUGGGUCAUUUCUUUCCGGGUUGAUUCAUUCUUUUAUUCAUUUAGUGAUAUGCAGUCAUUCUUAUGUUCUUGAUAUGGACAAAGGUAAAAAAGGAAGAAGCUUGGAGGAGGAGUUGUUGAAUUCUGUCAGAAGAAUUAAGAUCAGCUAUACUGAUCCUGAUGCUACUGAUUCUGACAGCGAUGAUUGUGAUGUUCCCGGCCUUAACAAACGCAGGGAAUUUGUUAUUGCUCGUGGUCCGGUGAAAGGGAAAAGCAUACAAAAGUCUGUUCAGAGUAUGGAGAAUGCUGGGAAAACACAUGUUAAGAAUGAUCAGAAGAAGAAUAAGAUAGAAAAUCCUGUGAAGCAUUUGGAAAAUGCAGGGACAAAGUCUGGGAAGAGUGGUCAGAACAAUGAGAAAUUGAACGCAUCAUCAUCUUCAUCAUCUAAAUAUCCUGGGGUCAGGAAAAGGGUUUGGGGAAAAUUUGCUGCUGAAAUCAGGAAUCCUUUUGAGAAGAAAAGACAGUGGCUUGGUACUUUUGAUACUGAAGAAGAAGCUGUCCGGGCAUAUCAGUCAAAGAAGCAGGAGUUUGCAAGGAUUUUGGCUCAAAGGAAUAGGAAUAUGACUUCCUCUGGAGGAUCAACUCUUGAGGGUGGCUCUGCUUCAGAGGAGACUACUAAUGCUAUUGGUUCCCAUCCGUCUCCGUCAUCUGUUCUUGAUGUGUCUACUUCUGCUCCCACCAUUGGAGCCUCUGACAAUCCACCCCGUGAUCAGACAAAUCUCACCAGCAUUGUUCAUGAUUCCGAGAUUGAGUUUCCAUCAGCUACUCAAGAAUUUCAUCCAGAAAGAGAUGAGAAUCUGUUACCUUGUGGUAUGAGGAAAAGGGCAAUUGCAGAGUUAGAAGAAGCAAUGGCUACAGAGCUUCACAUAGGAAGUGGCAAUGUUGAAUCAUCUGUUCAUGUGAAUGCAGUUAAUAAACAAAUAGGAGAAUGGCAACCUUUCAAGAAAGCCAAACCAGUGAAAAACGAGGCAACCUUGGGGAAUAACAACCAGUUGAGCAAUGGUAAUGAUUUGGAGGAGGUGGAGGAUAGUUCAACAUAUGUGGCUGAUCCACCAAUGUCACCUCCAAUUAGUCCGAUAUUGAAUUUCGAAGAACAUUUGCAAUGUGGAAAUGACUUGAAACAGUUGGGAUUGAAGGAGAUUCCUCCGCAGAUAACCUUUGCAUAUGAGCUUACUAAUGAUUCUCUAAAGGUGGCCAAUUUGGAUCUUUUUGAUGGUGAUGAAGAGCAGCUAAAUCUGUUUGUUGAGAACCUGCUUAACAAGGAUUCUUCUCUGGAUUGAUUUGUCCAAAGAAUGAGGAAACGAGUUCUCUUGGAUGCUAAUCCUCAUGUACUAAUCUGUUCAUCCUUUGAUCUUUUUUUCUGCUCCUUUUUGCAGUCAAAUUUUUAAUGAAUAUACAGUACAUGAUUAGGACAGAUGAACAUAGUAGAGUUGAAUGUCUUUGCC